CCGGAUAAAGGAAUCGGUUAGCGUAGUUUUUGAAGCUGAGCGUGACUAUGUAAAGCAGAGAAAUCCGAGUAACUGGCCUGGGGCAUAAAAGAAGAAACAAAACCGUACAAGAGGGCUCUUUAUCUUGAGCGAAAGAGCGAAGAGAAGUCGAGAGAAAGGAGAGCAAAAAUAUGCAGAAAGGAAAUCGCGCAACUCUAAUAUUACAAUCGGUUUUGGUAUUGUUUUUUGUUCUGAAUAAUUCAUCUGAAUGGAGCGUUCAAGCCCAGUCACUGCCGCCAGCAAAGUACGAUGGUUUUGUGUACAGGAGUCGGCCAGUUCACUCGGACACCAUCAUGGUCGAAGCGUUCUUCGACCCCGUCUGUCCUGAUAGCAGAGAUGCGUGGCCAUCUCUCAAACAAGCCCUUGAACACUAUGGCCCUCGCGUUUCCCUAGUCGUUCAUCUCUUGCCUUUGCCUUACCACGACAAUGCUUUUGCUACUUCUCGUGCUUUGCACAUUGUAAACGUGCUGAAUUCUUCCUCCACUUUCCACUUGUUGGAGUGGUUCUUCAAACAUCAGGAGAGAUUUUACAAUGCUCCGACAUUCAACAUGUCAAGGGCGUCUGUUGUGAAGGAAAUUGUCAAGUUUGCAGCUGAGGGAGUUGGAAACUCUUAUUUAUCUGCACUUAAAUCCGGCUUUACGAACAGAAAAACUGAUCUUUUGACAAGGGUUUCCUUCAAGUAUAGCACCUCAAGAGGGGUGUCUGGGACGCCUACUUUCUACGUUAAUGGAUUUGUGCUGCCUGAUGCUGGCUCCCCACUAGAUUAUAUUGGAUGGAGAAAGGUCAUUGAUCCAUUGGUUGGCACAAAGGCUUCCAAGAUUGAGGAUUUAGGGCAUUUCUUCUCAUGAGUAUUCAUUCAGCUGUCCAAGAUGCUAAGAUAGCUGGUGUUUACUUGGUGUUAGAUGACAACAGAGAAAACAAAACCAGCUUGAGAGUGGCUGGAUGUUUUUUCUUUUUGUGUGAUAAUAGCCUCUCAAUAAUGGUUAUGAAACUAUGUUGUUAAUAUGUAGGUGUUAAAUUUGGAAAAGCUACUGUACUAGCAAUCUAGCAUGUGAUUAAGCUUUAAAUAUGCAAUUGGAGUGCGCCAAAUCUCCUCUUCAA
Messenger RNA from Pistacia vera, 1140 nucleotides. RefSeq lists its product as uncharacterized. The record is from RefSeq and is a predicted model, not a curated record. NCBI's taxonomy places the organism in Eukaryota, Viridiplantae, Streptophyta, Magnoliopsida, Sapindales, Anacardiaceae. The transcript has 5 exons. Bases 171 to 887 code for a protein of 238 amino acids.